Vombatus ursinus (common wombat) is the source of this 1766-nucleotide messenger RNA. RefSeq names its product FERM domain containing 5 (gene FRMD5). The record is from RefSeq and is a predicted model, not a curated record. The coding region runs from base 1 to 1713 and encodes 570 amino acids. Lineage: Eukaryota; Metazoa; Chordata; Mammalia; Diprotodontia; Vombatidae. The transcript is spliced from 14 exons. Gene Ontology annotation, molecular function: cytoskeletal protein binding. Gene Ontology annotation, cellular component: cytoskeleton.
AUGCUGAGCAGGUUGAUGAGCGGCAGCAGCAGGAACCUGGAGCGCGAGUACAGCUGCACCGUGCGGCUCCUGGACGACAGCGAGUACACCUGCACCAUCCAGAGAGAUGCUAAAGGCCAGUACCUGUUUGACCUUCUUUGCCACCACUUGAACUUACUUGAAAAAGACUAUUUUGGAAUCCGUUUUGUGGACCCAGAUAAGCAGAGGCAUUGGUUGGAGUUUACAAAGUCUGUGGUGAAGCAGUUGAGAUCCCAGCCUCCAUUCACCAUGUGUUUCCGAGUGAAGUUUUACCCUGCAGACCCAGCUGCCUUGAGAGAGGAAAUAACUAGGUAUUUAGUCUUCCUUCAGAUCAAAAGGGAUCUCUACCAUGGCCGCCUCCUCUGCAAGACGUCGGAUGCUGCUUUGCUAGCAGCCUAUAUACUUCAAGCCGAGAUUGGUGAUUAUGACCCCGGAAAGCAUCCAGAGGGCUACAGUUCCAAGUUCCAGUUUUUCCCUAAACACUCAGAGAAGCUGGAAAAGAAAAUUGCCGAGAUCCACAAAACUGAACUCAGUGGUCAGACACCAGCAACAUCAGAGUUAAAUUUUUUGAGAAAAGCCCAGACUUUGGAAACCUAUGGAGUUGAUCCUCACCCAUGCAAGGAUGUAUCAGGGAAUGCUGCAUUUCUGGCCUUCACUCCCUUUGGGUUUGUGGUUCUGCAAGGCAACAAGAGAGUUCACUUCAUAAAAUGGAAUGAGGUGACCAAGCUGAAAUUUGAAGGAAAAACUUUCUAUUUAUAUGUAAGUCAGAAAGAGGAAAAGAAAAUUGUUCUUACAUAUUUUGCUCCAACACCAGAAGCCUGCAAGCAUCUCUGGAAAUGUGGAAUAGAAAACCAAGCCUUCUACAAGUUGGAGAAGUCAAGCCAGGUCCGCACCGUCUCCAGCAGCAAUUUAUUCUUCAAAGGGAGCCGGUUCCGAUACAGUGGCCGAGUGGCAAAGGAGGUGAUGGAAUCUAGCGCCAAGAUUAAAAGGGAACCACCAGAAAUACACAGGGCCGGAAUGGUGCCCAGCCGGAGCUGCCCUUCCAUCACCCACGGACCAAGGUUGAGCAGCGUCCCCAGGACCCGCCGAAGAGCUGUUCACAUCUCCAUCAUGGAAGGUCUGGAAUCCCUUCGGGACAGCGCUCACUCAACCCCAGUUCGAUCCACCUCCCAUAGCGACACCUUCCUGCCUCACGUGCGGAGCGGCCGGGCCGACAGUAGCGAGCGGGUGGCAGUGAUAGCAGAUGAGGCCUACAGCCCGGCAGACAGUGUGCUGCCCACACCCGUGGCAGAGCACAGCCUGGAGCUGAUGCUGCUCUCAAGGCAGAUCAAUGGGGCCCCUUGCAGCAUCGAAGAGGAGAAGGAAUCAGAAGCCACCACCCCAACCGCAGCAGAAGUGGAGGCACUAGGGGGCGAGCUGAAGGCCCUGUGUCCAGGCCACAACAGGCCAGAAGCAGAACAGGUGAAUAAGUUUGUUUUAAGUGUCCUCCGUUUGCUCCUUGUGACUGUGGGACUCCUCUUUGUUUUGCUUCUCCUCCUGAUCAUCCUUACUGAGUCUGACCUUGACAUUGCCUUUUUCCGUGAUAUCCGCCAGACCCCUGAAUUUGAACAGUUCCAUUAUCAAUACUUUUAUCCCCUCAGGCGAUGGUUUGCCUGCAAAAUCCGCUCGGUCGUGAGCCUGCUCAUUGACACCUGAGAAGGUAUGACUCCUCCCAUUAACUAGCCAGGUGGACCGAGGAGAUACCUGCU